This is a messenger RNA of Plasmopara halstedii, 1155 nucleotides long. RefSeq lists its product as hypothetical. Lineage: Eukaryota; Oomycota; Peronosporomycetes; Peronosporales; Peronosporaceae. The coding region runs from base 1 to 1155 and encodes 384 amino acids. The transcript has 2 exons. The record is from RefSeq and is a predicted model, not a curated record.
AUGAUUACACCCACGACAUCAACUCCGUCGGAGUUAAAACUUUCGGAACAAAAUUGCGAUCUUUUGUGCGAGCUAGCUGAGACGCUUACAAUGCACAAUGUCCAGCAGUACAACACGUUGCUUAAAACGAAGGACGGUUUUGCUGACAGGCGGCGAUGGAAGGAGCUGCGGCGUAAAGAUGGCGUGCGUAUUUAUCGUGAGCGCACCCGUAAUAACGGCUUGCCCUCCAUACCGUCGUUGCUUUUGCUUGGAACUCUUGAGGGGACGCUUAAUGAUGUUAUGUACGGCGCUGUGGCUACUACGGAUGAGGCUAUCCGAUUUAGGACCUCUUGUAUCCAGGACGGUGUUGUUGACAGUAAGGUACUUCACGAGCUGGCUCACCCUUCAAUGGAUGAUCCUUUUCACCACGUGAGUGUUAAGUGGCGACUAUACAACAAUCAGCGUGAUUACGUCUCCUUGGACACCACAGGAAUUGCGUACACGGUGAAGCGCGAGCGCAUCGGAUAUAACAUAUCACACUCAGUGGCCUUUGCAGAUGUAUCAGGGACAGAGGAGAUGCAUGGUAUCGAACGGGGAAACAUGUCAGUUUGCUCCCUUUACAUUCAAAAGACCCCGACAACUGUUGAGUGCUAUGUGCGCGGAUUCUUUGAUUUCCACACACAGAACGAAAUGGUAAAUACAAUGUCGCUUCAGGCCAUGGCUUCGCAAUGGGCUUCAUUCACUAGAAAUGCCGAGUGUGCGUUAAUGAAAAAGCUGGUAUGGCGCAUGCAGAAACUGUCAGGCCGCCCCACGUCACAGUCCCUUUUUAAUGACAAUUCAUCAUUCACCCUGAAACCAGCCGCCGUCACUCGUGGACAAUGUGCUGUGUGCUUUAAAAGCUUUGGCUUUCUUGGCGCCAAAGUCAAGAGCUGCAAGAGCUGCCUGCGGCGAAUUUGUUCAAAAUGUUGCUCUAGAAAGUUUGUAUGUAUCGUCGCCCCAAGUCAGUCUGUUGUCGAAGAGAAGCACGACUUCUGCUCGAUAUGCCUCGUGGAUGCAGCUAAUUGUGACGCACUGGAAGUAGCUCAAGAGGAGCUGGCUAGCUCAAAAGUAUUUUACGAGGCAUGUUUGGUUGAACCUCAAGAUAAGGCACGGUGUAUCUAUUUAACGUCGAAUUAA